GUAUCGGUAGACAAGUACACACGGGUCUAUCCACCUACCCAGGUAGUCAAGUGAGUUUUGGCUGUGGUGCAUGAGCAAGAACCUAACAUAUGUUGGGGCAACAGUCAGUUGCUAACAGCAGAUAUUGUACCAUCGCUUGAACAGAUGAAAAACCACCAUUUUCUAAAGUAGGGAUCAAACGUCUCAUUCCUGCAAUAUGUUGGUAAGGGAAUUUAGACGGUUGGUUCUUCUCAUCCUUCCUUUGCUCUUGCUAUUAUAUACCGUCGUUCGAUAUUCUCGUAACUGGUCUCCUAUCUCCUACAAUGUAACGGACUGGAUACAGCGGAUACCGUCAGUCAGUCACGUCUUUGGAACACAACAUGAACAGCACGUUCUCGACAGCCAUAGUGACUCUCGGAAUAACAACACGACUAGUGGCAAUAACGGCCUCUCGGGUGUGUUGCUUAACAAUGAAAUCGAAAGUAGCGAGAGUGCCCACGACUCGUUUGGGCCUGAUCCUAAGAAUACGCACAUAGAGCUUUUCUCCACCUCGACGUUAGAUGGAAGGUACUUCAGGGUCAGUUUCGGCGACAGGUUGGCUAUAAACCCUAACAUUAUACCUCAUCCACUCCUUGAGGACACAUGGAUUAUCAUAGCGAAUCAUUACAGCUUAGACAAUACGAUACCAACAGACUUCGUCGAAUUGGCGUGCGAUGCUGUAUUCAACGAAGAUAACACCGAGCUCAAUUGCCUUUUUCCCCCUAUACCGUUACCCAUCGCCGCGACAGGCCUAGGUAAAUGUGAAGGCGAGCUUCAGUAUGCCAGCCUAAACGUUGGGCCUCAUGAUGCUCGUGUCUUCUACGGUCCUCGGAGCCCGUUUAUCAUGUACGGAAGCAACUCUCAGGAGACAUGCUUCGGUCAGUGGAUCCAGGAUUUCCGAGUCCUCGUGAAUUGGGACAGCGGAGACGACUUAGAGGCCAUAAAUGCAAACCUGGAGGGACAGGAGCAGGAAAAUUUCUUUCAGUUAGGGACUGAGCUACGCCGCCCGCCACCUUACUCUCCGAUGGAAAAGAACUGGUUUCUGUUCUGGGAUCCUGACGGCCAGAUGUACGCGCAUUACGAUAUUGCGCCCAAGCGCGUCUUCGCAAAGUUAGAGGUCGACGGCUUAGCAGGGUUAGACCUAGCCCCUUCAGCAGCCAUAGAUGAUGAGAGGUGCAUGGAGAUGUACAUGCCGAAGCCAGGGCCGGUGCACGAAUCGAUUCACCAGUCCACGAACUCGUUGUCUAUCACCAUGUGUCGGCGGUCAGAUCCUAGCUGUUCGCCGAGCGAUGCCAACACAUUCAUAUUUACGAUUUUCCAGCACAAGACGUUCCAUGAUUUCCAUAGCGUGUAUGAACCCUACGUUAUGCUUUUUCGGCGGCGAACGCCGUUUCCAGUUUACGGUAUAUCGCAGAAGCCUCUAUGGAUUCAUGGCCGCGAUGCUCGUAAUCAGAUGUUUUAUGUGACGUCCAUGAGCUGGAAGGCCCGCGGUCAGAAGUACCACGGCUACUUAGAUGAUACACUGUUCCUGAACUUCGGGAUCGAGGACCGAGAGACUGCUAGUAUUGACGUUCUAGCUAGCGAUUUACUUGUUGGAUUGGGUUAUUGUCACGAGACGUGAUACAUGUAGAGCUUUCGACCCUAUUAGCUCUUUAAGUUAUUGAUGUCAUAUACAAGAAGUGGUGGCUCCAAAUUUUGUUCUGCGGCAUUUGAUGGCACGAGGUUCACGGUAUAUAGAGAGAUCCAGGUUAGGAAGUUAUAUAGGAAAUCUCAGAUUUCAUUAGGUACCUAUCUAGUCUAUCCCAUAUAAUUUUAAAACCUACC
Molecule: messenger RNA, 1842 nt
Organism: Annulohypoxylon truncatum
Lineage: Eukaryota; Fungi; Ascomycota; Sordariomycetes; Xylariales; Hypoxylaceae
Exons: 2
Coding region: 197-1639 (480 amino acids)
Source: RefSeq, a predicted model, not a curated record